AAAUGUAUCGAUUUAGUAUUUCUCUAGUUUAGAAUAUUGAAUUUCUAAAUAACGCAAUUGAUCACGGUUAUUUAGCAUUUCCAAUUGCAUAUUAUCUUACCAACGGAAUUAUACCAAAUUGAUAAAAUAAUUUAUGCGUAAAUUCUUCCACAGUCUUUAACGAGCAGUUGACCAGUAUGGUUUAUUUAAGCGUGCUUUUACUUAUUGCGAUUGUAUUUAUAAUAAGAUAUAUUUACGUAAAAUUGCCAUACGAUUAUUUCAAAAAACAAGGAGUGGAAACUAUAAAUUCGUUUAUCCCAUUUUUCGGGCAUACCAUGUCGGUACUAUGCUUUUGGGAAAGUUUGAGUGACAUAUGUAUUAAUCUAUAUAAAAAAUCGAAGUCAAGCAUGAUUGGCAUGUUUCAUCUCACUACUCCAGUGCUCAUCAUUUGUGAACCAGAAUUAAUUAAAACUGUGCAAAUUAAAGACUUUUCCAGCUUCCGGAAUAACAUUACUAGUCUAGAUGAGGAACGCGACCCAUUUACCGCCGUACAUCCUUUUUUCGCAGUGGACGAGAGGUGGAAAGAAAGUCGUACCCUAUUUGCCAGUGGCAUGUCCUCAAAAAAAUUAAAAAUUAUGUUCGAAGCUAUGCAUCGUGUAUCUCAAAAGUUUGGGACUUAUCUCGAAAAUCUCGAAAAUGAAGUGGAUUUAAAAAAGUUGAGUAUGCAUUUUACUAAUGAGAUUGUUUGCAACGCCGGAUUUGGCAUAGAAUACAAUCAGACCUAUGCCACCAUGGCUGGUAAAAUUUUUGAAUAUACCUGGGCCAAUGAAUUCAAACAGUUGUUCAACUUUUACCUUCCCAAGGCGGCAAAAAUUCUGCAAUUGAAUUUUGAAACUGCAGAGAUAAGACAAUAUUUUGGAGCAGUUGCAAAAAGUAUUGUUGAGAAUGAAAAGGGUGAUGACUUUGUACGUAUGACAAUGGAAACAUUGGGAGAAAUGAACCUCAAAACUGCCACAACACUAAUAAGUAGUUUCUAUAUCGAUGCAUCUGGGACAGUUGCUACUGCUAUUAGUAUGGCAUUGUUUAGGUUAUCGAAAAAUUGGAAUGUUCAAGAAAAAUUACGCAAUGAGAUUCAUGAGACUCUCUAUAAAUACGAAGGUAAAUUAACUUACGAAGCUCUUCAGGAUAUGACUUACCUGCAACAGGUUAUCUACGAGACGCUUAGACUUCAUCCUAUACUUGAAAUCAAUUCAAAAAUAUGUACGGAAACUACAACUCUCGUUGGUUCUGACGGAUUGAAAUGCACGUUGCAACCUGGUAACAUUGUGGUCCUACCAAUCCUGGGAUUUCAUAAAGAUGAAAAGUACUGGCGUGAUCCCGAAACUUUCAAUCCUGAUAGAUUUGCAGAUGAUAAUAAAGAAAGUAUAACAAAAUUUACAUUUACACCUUUUGGUGAAGGCCCAAGACAGUGUCCAGGAAUGCGAUUUGGUUUAAUCGAAGCUAAGAUCGUCUUAAUCACAAUUUUAAGACAAUAUAAGGUGGUGUCGUCAGAUAAAGUAAACUUUCCUUUAGAGAUGGAUACUCGUAACACUUUACGUGCUGCUAAGGAAACGUUAUGGGCUCACUUAGUACCCAUUUAAAUCAAUGGAUGGAAAGUUAAUGGACUUUUAGCAAAUUACUAAAAAAAUAUUCUAGAAUUGCUUGGGUAAUCACACUUAAUAAGUCAAUCUACAAAGUUUUGUAACUAACAAUUAAAGUGACAGAGAAAAAGGAAGCUUCGCUCAAGCUAUUACUAUAUUUUUAUUUUGUUUGAUGUUUAUUUUUAUAUAAAAUAUUAUAAUAAAUAAGUACCAAAUGUAAAAUAGUCAUUAUUUAAAAAAAUAUAUAAUAAUUAGUUAUAUCCAAAGUAUAUUAUUUUAAAAUAUUGUUUGUCCCUGAUGAAUAAUGAAAUAAAAAUUAUCAAUGGAGUGUUAUAAUAGUUAAAUGACAUAUUUAACUGGCAAUAGUUUGUUGUU
Phymastichus coffea is the source of this 1994-nucleotide messenger RNA. RefSeq names its product probable cytochrome P450 9f2. Gene Ontology annotation, molecular function: oxidoreductase activity, acting on paired donors, with incorporation or reduction of molecular oxygen; heme binding; iron ion binding. Bases 177 to 1619 code for a protein of 480 amino acids. The record is from RefSeq and is a predicted model, not a curated record. NCBI's taxonomy places the organism in Eukaryota, Metazoa, Arthropoda, Insecta, Hymenoptera, Eulophidae. The transcript has a single exon.